ACAGAAAGGCAAAUAAGAGAACAUAGAAGUGAAAUCAGGAAAGCCAGCCUUCAUUAGUUCGGCUCUGUUAGAUCUGACAGAGUCUCACCAUGAUCAUUCUCUGUGUGUGUGUGAUUUUGCUGCCGGUGUGUUUUACCCAUCCUCUGGCUGGAUGGGUGAGUUCUCCUGGUCAUCCAGGGGGAUAUGAACCAGACAUUAAAAUGAACUGGGAACGCUGUGCUCCAGCAGGACACACACUCACUCUCUCCAUCGUCCACCUGGAUCUAGAGGACAGCCAUGAUUGUGAAAACGAUGCUUUGGAGGUCUUUGCUAACGGUAUCCUGAUUAGCAAACUGUGUGGCAAAAAGUCAAAUGAGCAGCUGCAGGCCUCUGUUAAUCCCUCACUGCGCUCGCCCUCUGGAGGCUGUCUUUCUCUCACCUUCCAGACCGACUACUCCAACACAGAGCAACACACUGGUUUCAGGGCCUUCUAUACGGUGCAGGAUAUAGAUGAGUGUUUGGACGGUGAUCUGCAGUGUUCUCAUUUCUGUCACAACUAUAUCGGAGGCUACAGCUGCAGCUGCAGACCAGGAUACUUUCUCAGAGAAGACCAGCACACCUGCACUGUGAACUGCACAGAGGAGCGCUUUGGGGAGGGUGUACUGACGCCUCCAGGCAGUCCUGGUCCAUACUUUGAGAAUGCUCAGUGCACCUACACACUGUCUGUGGAAGAGGGGAAGCAGAUUAUACUGAAUUUCAUAGGGGAAUUUGAUGUGGAGGACAGAGAGGGGCAAUGCAUUGACUCAUUAACAAUAAAAACAGAUUCUGCCACUUUUGGACCCUUUUGUGGGAAGAAGGCGCCUUCAGGCUUUAACACUGCUGCCCGACAAGUUCAGGUUCUUUUCAGUACAGAUCAAGAAGGCCAAAACCUGGGAUUCUCACUCACCUACCAAGCCAAACUAAUGGAGUGCCCUGGAACAGUCACACCCGACUCUGUCCUGUCACCUCAGAGAACUGUGUAUGUCGUGGGAGACACGGUCACUGUGCAGUGUAAAACUGGAUAUACUUUUGAUGCUCAUCUUGUCAAUGCUGAUGUGAAACACUUUGAGUCGACAUGUCAGACCAGUGGAAAGUGGAGUCCUGUCUACAGCUGUGCCCCUGUGGACUGUGGUGACCCUGAUCUUCCAGAUCUUUUGGCCCUAACAGAGGAACAUCCACUUACAACAUACACACAUAAUAUCAGCCUAAAGUGUCUAACAAAAUUCUACCAACUGUCUGGACAUGCUCAUUUUACCUGCAAUGCUAGUGGGCUCUGGGAAUCAAAUGGAGAGGGUCUUUCUGCCAAAGCAAAUUCACCCAUAUGUCUCCCAGAGUGUGGCAUGAAUGAAGAGUUUUUUUCAUUUGAACGGGUUUUUGGAGGAGAGAGGGCCAGACUGAAACAGAUACCCUGGCAGCUUCUGAUGAAAGAGCCCAAACGAGGAGGCGCUUCUCUAAUUAGUGAUCGCUGGGCUCUUACAGCUGCUCAUGUUGUGGAUGGACUUGAAACUAAAAAACUGAAAUUCUAUGGAGGAAUGAUUGAUGUACAAGACAUUAAUGCAGUUAUAAUGGAAACUGAGAAGAUCAUAAUUCAUCCAGAUUAUGCAAGAAAAGUUUCAGAUAAAGACCGGUCAACCUUUGAUAAUGACAUUGCCUUGGUGAAGAUGUCUGAAAGGGUGCCACUCAGUUUCAAUAUCAGGCCAGUGUGUCUGCCAGAGAAGUCAGCUGGACCAGUGAUGAAGGAAGCGACAGGAACAGUAUCAGGGUAUGGAGGAACUGGAAAAAGACUUAGAAGUCGAUUUCUGCAGUAUGCUCAUUUAGAAGAAAAUCUAAAAGUUCCUUGUUUUCAAAGCCCUAUGAAGGUCACUGAUAAUAUGUUCUGUGCUGGAGGAGAUGGGGCAGAUUCAUGUCAAGGUGACAGUGGUGGUCCACUAUUCCUUCCAAUGUUGGGAACCGGGGCUCCAAAUAAACCCUACCGACUCGAAGGCAUUGUGUCAUGGGGUCCAUCUGAUAAAUGUGGAGAUGAAGAAUUUAAAGGCUAUUACACCAAAGUGCAGAACUACCUAGGCUGGAUCAGAGAAACCAUGGAGAAGAACUAACACUAGGUUCAACAAGACAUUAAGUACAGUUUGAUUUUUUAUGCAAAUAAGCUUGUUGAGCAAGUGUGAUUAUUGAAAUGUUCAGACCAGUAACAACUGUAUAAAACAAUAAAAUGUUUCAUCACA
Molecule: messenger RNA, 2240 nt
Organism: Astyanax mexicanus (Mexican tetra)
Lineage: Eukaryota; Metazoa; Chordata; Actinopteri; Characiformes; Acestrorhamphidae
Product: complement C1s subcomponent
Exons: 11
Coding region: 90-2114 (674 amino acids)
Biological process (GO): proteolysis; complement activation
Cellular component (GO): extracellular region
Molecular function (GO): serine-type endopeptidase activity; calcium ion binding
Source: RefSeq, a predicted model, not a curated record